UAUUUUAGGAAAUUAAAUAUCACGUAUUUCAAACUGUUAUUAUGUGGGUAGUAUUUUAAUCGGCUUGACGCGGCUGCGCCCGCGCCGUCAUGUGGCAGUCCGGAUUAUAGACUAAUCACGUAUACAGUGUUUCAUUUCCAUCCAUAUAAAUAUUAGAGAAAUAACAGUGGCGACGAGUUAUUACGAAUUAUUACGCGUGUAAACAUGGAAAAAGUAUCAGUUGGAUUGAUAACAGUGUUUAACCACGAACAGCAAGACUGGGACUUGUAUAAAGGACGGUUAGAACAAUGGUUCCUAGCGAACGAAAUAAACGAUACCGACGACAAGUCGGGUGUGAAGCGCCGGGCGAUCUUACUAAGCAGCUUAGCGGAAACGACGUUUAAACUCAUAAGGGAUUUAGCACUACCUAAUGAGGUUGGAUCUCUUUCAUACCAGCAAGCGGUAUCGUUACUUGAUGGCCAUUUAAAAUCAAAAAAAUGUGGGUUCUCGGAACGGUUCAAGUUUCAUGGUGCCCGGCAAGAACACAGUGAGUCCAUUAGCGAGUGGGCUGCCCGUGUACGUGGUUUAGCAAUGGAUUGCAAGUUCCCCACAAGUGUUUUAAAUGAAAUGCUGCGCGACCGGUUCGUCCUUGGGAUGGUUCACGGCAAGGUUCGGGAGCGAUUGUUCGAAAAGUCUUUAGAAGGGCUCACAAUGGAAAGGGCGGUACAAGUGGCUGAAAGUGUGCAUUGUGCCGUAGAAGGUGCGCGGCAAGCGGUCCCACAGUCACAGGUGCAGGAUUUUACCUUCUCGCCAGUCGUCGAGGUGCACAAAGUGUCGGCCCAACCGGCCGGCUCUCAAGUGUUCGCAGAUUAGGCACUAUGAUGGGAAAAGAAAAAUAGAUUUUAUAAUUGGUGAAGUUGUGUUAAUAAAAACUUAUAAUAAACCAGUCAGUGUCUGGGCUAAAGGCAUUAUAUUGAGAAAACUAGGCCGGUCCGUGUACGUAGUGAGACUUACAGAUAGUAAUGUGGAAUUUAAAAGACAUAAGAGUCAAAUUUGUAAAUUGAAGGGGGAAAGAGAGGUCACGGUUGAUGAAGAGAUCAUUGCGAGUAACGAGAACGAGUCAGGUCCAAAUGCCAUAUUACCUCCGGUGAUAUUGAAGUCGCAACCAACAGGUUCUCAGACUCGGACGGCAGUAGUAGAACCGGCAACCUGUGGUAGUGAGAUUACUAACCAGAGUCCAGAGAUACCGCAUAUGAGACCAAAUCAAGAAACAAACCCAGACCCAAGCACUUCGACGUCUCCGACUCAUACAGCCGUCCAUUCACCGGAUGCUAGAACCCCCAGAUCCAAGCGGGCUCGCAAGCCUAUACAUUUAGACUACAGAAAAUAUUUCUGAUAAUUGUAAACUAUUGGUGGAGGGAUGUUAUUAUGUGGGUAGUAUUUUAAUCGGCUUGACGCGGCUGCGCCCGCGCCGUCAUGUGGCAGUCCGGAUUAUAGACUAAUCACGUA
Bicyclus anynana (squinting bush brown) is the source of this 1488-nucleotide messenger RNA. RefSeq lists its product as uncharacterized. The record is from RefSeq and is a predicted model, not a curated record. The transcript is spliced from 2 exons. Lineage: Eukaryota; Metazoa; Arthropoda; Insecta; Lepidoptera; Nymphalidae. Bases 205 to 852 code for a protein of 215 amino acids.